AUGUCGAUUGUCGAUCGCUGUGUAGAGCUGCACAACGCAAUUAUCAGAGAGUCUGCCAACGCCUCUGGCCAUGAACCGCUUUGCCUCGCUAAAUACUUGGAGUACUGGGCCACCCUGAACCAAGACGGUGUGAACGCGCUGCGCAAGAAGCUAGGCGAGCCCCUCUUCGAUUUCCUCUCAAGAACUGGUGUUCCCCGCGGCGUCGCAGAUGUCGGAGCUUGCGCAGCGACAACGUGA
Messenger RNA from Aspergillus puulaauensis, 237 nucleotides. RefSeq lists its product as uncharacterized. The coding region runs from base 1 to 237 and encodes 78 amino acids. NCBI's taxonomy places the organism in Eukaryota, Fungi, Ascomycota, Eurotiomycetes, Eurotiales, Aspergillaceae. The record is from RefSeq and is a predicted model, not a curated record. The transcript has a single exon.